AUGACGAAACGUCGUCCAAGCAACAAGAAGCCCGUCGGCAUGAACAAGUCGCUGGGGAACGCGCUGAUGAACGAGCGUGACCGGAAUCGCAAGUUACACCAGAAGGGCAAAUACGACGAGGGCGACAUCGAGAAUGCAGCUUUUUUGGAGGAAGAAGAGCAAAAGGUGAUCGACUCGAUCAUUGACGAGAGUGGACUGGAAGAGUUCUUGGCCAAGGCCCAGCUUGCAGGCACAGAGUUUUCGGCCGAUCGAGAAAACGUGCGGAUCAUCAGCCAAAACAAGAGUGUGAUCGUGCCGUCAAAGAACGAUUUCCUCAACAACCUCGAAUUGCAACGGCAAUAUGAGGAUAAGCUGAGGAUCCCCCGCCGUCCACCACGUGACCAAUGGGAGACAACAGAGGAACUGUCGGCGCUGGAAAAUCAAGUGUUCCUAAAGUGGCGCGAGGAUUUGGCGAUGCUGCAAGAUGUGGAUGGCCUAACACUGACACCUUUCGAGCGCAACCCCGAGAUGUGGAAAGAAUUGUGGCGAGUGGUGGAACGGAGCGAUUUGGUUGUUCAGAUCGUUGAUGCUCGAAAUCCGCUGCUGUUCCGCAGUAAGGAUCUGGAAUCUUAUGUGAAGGAAGUGGACCCGGCUAAGAAGAAUGUCUUGCUGGUCAACAAAUCUGAUCUUCUGCCGGAAGAACACGUGCAGGAAUGGGCCGAUUAUUUCCGCGACAAUGACAUCGACGCUAUAUUUUGGUCGGCCACCGAUGAGGCUGAGGAGGCACACUCCUCCGGGGAUGAGCAAGAGCCCACGAGUAGUAGCAGUGCAAACGACCAAGUGUGCUUCUUCAAGAAUAAGGACGACUUGCUUGCUCACUUCAAAAGCAUCGGUCACUUGCAAGGCUACAGUGGAGGCAAGCAGUUUGUGGUCGGAAUGGUCGGCUACCCCAACGUCGGCAAGAGUUCAACGAUCAACAAGUUGGUGGGCACGAAAAAGGUCUCUGUGUCGGCAACACCUGGCAAGACGCGUCAUUUCCAGACGAUCCAUAUCGACAAAGAGUUAUGCCUUUGCGAUUGCCCGGGCCUGGUCAUGCCCUCUUUUUCCUUCGGCAGAAAUGAGAUGUUUUUGAACGGAAUUAUGCCGGUCGACCAGAUGAGGGAUCACUUUGCGCCGACUUCACUUCUACUUUCCCGCGUGCCAUUCGAAUACUUUGAGAAGAAGUACUCCAUGCUACUACCUGCCCGCGAAAAGCCCUCGCCAUAUGACCUUCUAACGACGCUCGCGUUCAAUCGAGGAUUCAUGUCGGCGUCGGGGAUUCCAGAUUGCUCAAGGGCCGGCCGAUUACUGCUGAAGGACGUGGUGAGCGGGAAGAUCUUGUGGGUAGCCGCCCCACCCGGCACCGAGCAGGAGGAAUUCGACAAGGUGCUUUACCCCACAACGGCCCGCGAUGAGAAGCAGCCCGGCGCGGUCCAGUUGCAAGAAAUGGAAAAGCGCGGCCUUUUGGAAGGUGACAAUGCCGUUGAUCGUAAGCUGGAUAGCGGCUUCUUCACCGUUGAAGGCGGACAUGCGCAUGUCAGAAGUGCGAGGAGUUUGAACGCGGACAAUACUACACCAACCACAACAGCCGUGCCAUCAUUGGCUGGCGAGAAGGGGACGAAACACCACAACAAUCGCAAUAGAAAGGAAAAGCUGAAGCGUGUUUUCGUGGGCACUUACGCC
Molecule: messenger RNA, 1701 nt
Organism: Mesorhabditis spiculigera
Lineage: Eukaryota; Metazoa; Nematoda; Chromadorea; Rhabditida; Rhabditidae
Source: the annotation of a GenBank genome assembly